Molecule: messenger RNA, 4081 nt
Organism: Acanthopagrus latus (yellowfin seabream)
Lineage: Eukaryota; Metazoa; Chordata; Actinopteri; Spariformes; Sparidae
Gene: hsd17b3
Product: hydroxysteroid (17-beta) dehydrogenase 3
Exons: 11
Coding region: 48-1037 (329 amino acids)
Cellular component (GO): endoplasmic reticulum
Molecular function (GO): testosterone dehydrogenase (NADP+) activity
Source: RefSeq, a predicted model, not a curated record
CACACAGAGAGGCUGACAGCUGGAGUUUGCUGUUGUCCCGGGCAAGCAUGGAUCUCAUGGAUUUGUUUUUCAUCUCUCUUGGCUCUGCGGUCGCUCUCUACUAUGGAGUGAAACUGCUGCUUUUCAGUAGGAUGCUUUUCCCAAAACUGUGGUUUCCAAUUUCAGAGUCCUUUUUCACCUCUAUGGGAGAGUGGGCAGUGGUGACCGGAGCUUCAGAAGGCAUAGGAAGAGCAUAUGCAUUUGUACUGGCGGAGCAAGGAAUGAACGUGGUAAUCAUGAGCAGAACCAAAGUAACACUGGACCAGGUGGCCAAAGAAAUAAGUGACACCACAGGGCGGAGGGUGAAAGUGAUAGUAGCCGACUUCACAGAGGAAAAUGUCUUCAGUGAAAUUGAGGAUGAACUUAAGGACCUCAACAUCGGAGUUUUAGUCAAUAACGUAGGCACGCUGCCCAGUCUCAUCCCGUGCAAAUUCCUUGAGAUUCCAGAGCUGGACCAGACAAUUACAAAGGUGAUCAACUGCAAUGUGAAAACCAUGGCAAAGAUGUGCAAAAUAGUCCUUCCAGGCAUGAACAACAGGAGAAAAGGGGUGAUUGUGAAUAUUUCAUCUGGAGCCGCUUCGAUUCCAUUCCCUCUGUACACCCUGUAUACUGCAUCUAAAGUGUUUGUGGAAAGAUUUUCUCAAGGUCUUCAAGCUGAAUAUAAAGACAAAGGGAUUAUUAUACAGGCAGUAGCUCCCUUUGGUGUCUCCACUCGAAUGACAGCUUACCAACCAACCAACAUCUUGACUCCGUCCCCCGAAGAAUUUGUCAAAUUCUCCCAGCAGUACCUCAGAACUGGGGACAAAACAAACGGCAGCAUCACCCACACAAUUCUGGGUUUGUUACUGCAGACUAUCCCUCCCAAGGUCCUGUAUGCAGAGUCGAUGCUACACAUCAUGCAAGACUUUGUCAAGCGCAAAGCAGCAUCUAAGCAGAGCAACUUUGAAAAUGGUAGGAAUAAAUUAGCAGGAAACACAAAGUGCAGACAUUUGGAUUGAAUAGUUCAGACUGUACACAGAAACUAGUAUUGAUAUUAGUUACUGUGUAAUAGUACUUGUUGAUUAUAUAUUGUGUUAUGUUGUGGGUAAGCCACCCUCAGGAAAACAUUAAUUUUCUUUUGCUGUCAAUACACAGAGGGACUGAUACAUCAGUUCUUUUGUUCUUUUUUAAAAUUGCCCAACUUUCUUUAAAAGCUCUCUUUGCAACAGUGCGUUAUUCCAAAUGUCGACUCAGUCUCCACUUUAUUUGGUACAACUAAAUGCGAUCCAGUACAACUGUGCUGCAAUAAACUCGGCUUUAUGGUGUCUGUUGUAUGAUGGUCAUUUUUGACCUUGUCAUAGAGGUGUCAGUCACUGUAAAUAAUGUGUAUGUAAAUAGGUAGGACCUUCAAUUUAGAAACACCUCUCAACACAACAACAAAACACAAGCUGACUACAACCUCAGCAAUAAUUGUGAUUGAAUUCACACAUUUCCCAUUUCAGUGUCACCAAAACUGAACAUUACUGAACAACUGGUGUAAUUUACGACAAAGCCAUUGUAUUGAAUAGCAAUAGAUUGUGCAAGUGUACUUAAACAUUAUGGGACUGUAUGGCCUUAAAAUAACAGCACCAGCUACAGCUACAGCUACAGCUACAGCUACAGCGACUUGUAACAAGGUGAAUGGUGCUGGAAUGGCUGAUCGCUUAUUUCCACACUGUGCAACUUCAGUGAGGAUAAAAUUACAAUGUUACAACACGUGACACUGUUGCGACGUUAUGAGUUUGAUACCUUCAUUACGUCUAACAUGCUGUCACAGAGCCGGGAUCCAUAUAUACCACAGUGGUGUUGCACUCAGAGACUGUGGGGAGCCAGUUUCUACAUACCGUUGCUCAAAUAUAGUGGACACUGAGUCUAAUUUAUUGAUAUUUAGGGGCACCAAGAUCCCAAAGGAGCACCGUUUUCCCUCAGAAAAAGUUAAUGUCAUUUAGGUCCUUUCUGAAAUCCAUUUAGAGGGGCACUAUGUCGUUUUGAGGAAGAAAUUUAAAGAGAAGAGAAACAUUUUCACUUAAGGAUUUUCUUUCUCAAAGAACAACACCAUUCUGUGCUGUUUCACACUGUCUAUAUUAGCUGGAACUUUCUAACCAGCUACCUUUCUAUGGACCUGAUUCUUCUUGAGGCCUGCUUGUACAUAUGGAAAUAUAUUAAAUAACAAACUUUCUUUGUAUUGUUACCUCAUUACUAACUUGUAAAUAUGUUCUCUUUCUGAGAUUGAACUUUUUUUCCCCCCAAAAGAACAUAAUGCACUUUCAUUUGUAAGAGCUGACAUUAAUAGCCUACUUUUUAAAAUAUAUAAUGCUGUCUAUGCUCCUUUGUGUAUUUGUGUGUAUUUCAUUUGUAUAUUCCAACGUAAAUCUAGCUAAAUAGGAAUAGGAAAUCUAAGUUCUAAUGCAACUGCAGUUACUCAUGAUAUGUUUCUGAUGCUGGCAAACCAUUUCUUUUUUUGUCACUCAUGGUAAAUGCUGUGUUUUUGUUUGUUUUUCUCUUGGAGAAAGGAAAAGCCUGUAGCGUGUCUUGAUAAAAGUCAUUCACGAACCACAUUCACAUCAGAUUAAAAACCACCAAAAAAAAACAUCCAUCCAUUAACGGACCCAAAAUGCAGCACACAGACUCAGUGGAAACGUUGUAAAAAGUUGAUUGGAAAACUUCAACUUCUGAUAUAGUGAAGGAAUGGUGGCACGGAGAGUAUUCUUAAAACUGAUGGGUUAAUGGAGAAGAUCCAGAGGUUGGCAGGUUGGGAGGCAGGUUGGAGGACAUGUGAAUAGCACCAGUCAGUGUGCAGGUAGGCAGGUAAAUUUAGCACAGGAAGAAAACAAGAAAUAGAAAGAACGAGUGCUCGGUCAUGAAUGCAACUACCACUGAAGGUGACUCAGCAGUCUGACAGUUCCGACGAUGACGGAGCGGAAAGCCAAGGUCGAGGCUACAGUCACACCUACGCAAAUGCAAAUGCGUAAGUGUGACCCCAUUGCCCCGGGGGUGAGAAACAGUGCUCUGAACCACACAGUGAGCCCUCCGAGCAGUCCAUUAAACAGGUGUAUAAAUGCAGCAAUGUGGUUAAUGGUUCCCAUCUACAUUUACAAUAAUAUCAUCAUUAAUUCUGAUGUCCUUUAAACCUGAAAUGAAAAUAACAUCCUUGGACUCAACAAAGCGCUGAUAGUCAGGGCUGUGUGUGUGUGUGUGUGUGUGUGUAUCCAGUUCCCCAUAGUCAUAAAUUUCGUAAAGGAGAAUGAGUGAUAAUGAGUCUGGCGCCUUAUCUGCUGAAUUGAAGGAACAGUCCUGUCCUGUUAUUCACCCACACUCAUCAUGUUGAAAGACACACACACACAGACACACAGACACACACCCACACACACACACACACACACACACACACACACACACACCUGUAACUGUCAUUAUAUUUCCCUUGUGAGAUGGAGGAAACAUUUGAUCAGAUGAGUACACCACCAGACGACUUCAGGUGUCAGUCACCGUUCUGAUAUCCACAAAACCAGUUGGGGGCGGAAGAGAACUGAUGAGCAUCUACGUGGUUCCUGAGAAAUGAGAAUACACUGGGGACGAGGGGUUUGAUAGCCUGCUGCUUACAGGAUGAUGUACAGUGUUUAAGGCAUACACAAACAUCCCCCUCGUCCGUGCAUGUACGUACACACAAGCAGACGUGCACAGCCAUUUGAAUUAGGAUGUGCUACCAUGACGUCUUACCUAAAAGAGUCACUAAUCAUGGGGUGACUGGGCUGUUUAGGCAGACGUGAUUAAUGGUCCUCCCCAUGAGAGAUGAGUGCAGGGAACAGGAAAAGGGGCUUUCGAAGAAGAGAUCGAGACAGAGUAGCGAGGUCAGAGUGACCUAGAUGAUCCAUGUCUGGCCUGGCCGUUUAUAAAAAGACGAAGAAUCACUCAUCUUCACCUGAGAAUAGUCUUUGUUUUUCUUCUUGAGACAGGUACAGUGCAUGCACAAGAAAUAAAGCACUGCAAAACAGAACUAAAGAAAACAAAUUCAAUCUGAAAU